Molecule: messenger RNA, 566 nt
Organism: Candoia aspera
Lineage: Eukaryota; Metazoa; Chordata; Lepidosauria; Squamata; Candoiidae
Gene: MRPS18C
Product: mitochondrial ribosomal protein S18C
Exons: 6
Coding region: 50-490 (146 amino acids)
Biological process (GO): mitochondrial translation
Cellular component (GO): mitochondrial small ribosomal subunit; ribosome
Molecular function (GO): small ribosomal subunit rRNA binding; structural constituent of ribosome
Source: RefSeq, a predicted model, not a curated record
UGGAUAUUACUCUACCCUGUCUGUACCGGAAGUUUGGAAGGCGGAAAACAUGGCUGCCGUGGCAAGCUUGGUUUCUUUUCCCAGGAUUUCGGGGAGAUUUUAUCAUCUCUUCGCCUCUGUAAGAAACGGAGUCUGUGCGUCUGGCUCGGGCAGAUCAUGGAAACGAGAGAGUAGUUCAUACAGUGAGCAGGAAUCUAAUCAGGCAGAUAUGCCUGUACCAAUGGAAAAUCCCUAUCAGGAUCCUCCUAAAAAGUGUAUCUUAUGCGGUGUAACUGUUGACUACAAGAAUACACAGCUUUUAUCACAGUUUAUUUCUCCAUACACUGGUCACAUAUUUGGCCAGCAUAUAACAGGCUUAUGUAGGAUGAAACAGAAUGAAAUUGCAAAAGCCAUUAAAAGAGCCCACGCAACGGGAUUUAUGUCGGUUAUGUAUAAGGAACCAGUGUUUCGCAGCGACCCCAAAAUAUGUAAUAUUAAAUAUCCAGAAUAAAUUGUAUCAAUCAUGCUUAAUCUAUUUUUGUAAUUGGACUGUGUUCAUUACUAUAAUAAACAAGCCAUCAAUAUCU